AUGUACACCGAUGUGCAGAAGUUUGCGAGGGAGUGUGUGGAUUGUGCGUCAGCCAAGGGGCGACCACCGAUCCUUGGCCCGUCACCUGGCAAUAUCGAACCAAGGUAUCCGUUUGAGGUGGUCUCAAUGGAUUUCGUCACUGAGCUACCUAAGGCCGCUCGUGGAAAUACAUAUUUGUUGCUGUUCCAAGAUCAAUUCUCAGGAUAUGUCAUGUGUAAACCCAUACGGAAUAUCGAAGCCCAAGAUGUCGCUGAGGCAUGCGAAGAGUGUGUAUUCAGAAGAUUUGGGGCGAGUUCAAUGAUCAGACAUGACCAGGAUCCUCGCUUCAUGAGCAAGGUCUUCGCUAGAUUCAGAGACCUUCUGAAAAGUAAGCAACGUGCGACGUUAGGAUACCGGCUUCAGGCCAAUGGACAACAGGAACGCUCAGUCCAAACUGUAAUGCGAAGCGUCAGAGCGAAUGUCGCUGAAGUUGACCAGAGUGACUGGGACGAGCAUGCCGAAUGUCUCAUGUUCGCCCUGAACACCUCGUUCGACGCUGCAAGGCUGAAUACCCCGUUUUACCUGGUCCAUGGUUGGGACGCCCAGGGAACCAUAUCCGCAAUGCUGGGCCCGAAGCCAUCCACAGUCCAAGAACGAACGGCUUUGGAGUGGCGUCGGAAGAUGCAACGGGAUUAUAGCUAUGCCCUUGCGUGCGCUGAACGCUUACAAAAGGAGGCGAAACGUGCGAGGUCUGCCGCACAGACUCUCCGCACAGGAUUGAGUCGCAAGCUAGCUCACCUGUGGCAUGGACCUUUCCGAAUCGGCGAAAUUCAUGACGACUUCAGAGUCAAGCUCAAGAUCCCGGGCACGGGCUACCACGUGAACCCGUGGGUCCACAUUAGUCGCCUCAAACCGAGAGCUAUGUUCCCUCAGCGACCGAUCUCAGAGAUACAAGUCUCAGAGGACGACGAUUUUGACGCAGCCUUGCUACCCGAGGAUAACACUGCCCAGGAUGAGUACGAAGUCGAAGAGAUCCUAGAUCUCAGGUGA
Phytophthora megakarya is the source of this 1029-nucleotide messenger RNA. NCBI's taxonomy places the organism in Eukaryota, Oomycota, Peronosporomycetes, Peronosporales, Peronosporaceae. The record is from the annotation of a GenBank genome assembly.